AUGAGCCAGUUGAAAUUACCACCGUACCAGAAGCGUAAGACUUCUGGUACCAACCGUCCAACGACGCUGAAUGUCGGCGCAACAGGUGGUAGUGCCGCUGGUCAGGGUAAAAAGUCACCGCUUGGGUAUGGUAUGCAGCAUGCGGACGAAUGUCCAUCACUUCCGGACGGAUUUCUACCGUUGCCGAGUCAGGUGGCUGGACACGCCUUUCACAAGGGAACUGAUUCGCUAGGUUUGCUGAAAAGUAUCGACGAUGGAUCAGUACUGAAACCGGUCGCCAAGCUAUUGGCCGGUCCGCGUGAAAUUAAAUUCUACGAACAGAUAGCGAGUGCGUCCCCCGAAGCCCGCGAACUUGUAAUGCUGCGCGAGCUAACACCCCAGUACCGUGGCCACCAAAAGCUACCGAUCGGUGGUGAGAUAAUCGAAUUCCUCAAGCUGGAAGAUCUUACCCAGGGCAUGCUGGAACCUUGCAUUAUGGAUAUAAAAAUUGGUCGCCGUUCAUGGGAUCCAAUGGCAACGGAGGAGAAACGGCUCUACGAAGCAUCGAAAUACGUUGAAAGCCGGGAAGCGUACGGUUUCUGUAUACCGGGCUUUCAGUACUAUUCGCUCGUCACUGGACGCUUGCUACGGUACGGUAAAGAGUAUGGAAAGAAACUUACCGAGGUAACGGUGAAGGAUGCGGUGCGUCGAUUUUUGAACGCGGACGUUGGUCUCUGUCGUCAGCAGUUGAUCCAGUUUCUGACGGACCUGUGGAACAUACAGAAGUGGGCCCGAGCGCAAACUUCGUACCGGUUGUACGCUAGCUCGGUACUGCUGGUGUAUGAUGCACGUCGAUUGAAGCCGGUUCUGCAGCAUGCAGGAAAACGGGGGACACCACGUACGCCGAACACACCGUCACCGAUGGGCACCGGGAGUGGGAACAGUACUCCCGGCACACCGGUCUUCUGCACAACCUCCAUCAACGAGAUGGGCGAUGUGGAACCAUUGCAGCACUACUUUAAGAUACAGCGAAGCCAUUCCACCAAUCAUAACUACGAUGAGGACAUUAAAGCGAUGAAAGAAAACUAUACCUUCAUGCUGGACAAUCUGGUCGGUUCGUACGAGGACAAAAUCUGGGCCAAGGCGCGUAUGAUCGACUUUGCGCACACGUUCACGCAACAAACGACUACCGGCGGCGAAUCACAACCCACCGUCGAUCGUAACUAUCUCGAAGGUAUCGAUAGUCUGGUGAAGCUGUUCGAGGAUCUGCUGAAGGACUGCGAAAUACAAAACUCCCCCCGGCAGGGAGUUGCUUAA
This is a messenger RNA of Anopheles maculipalpis, 1296 nucleotides long. RefSeq names its product inositol polyphosphate multikinase-like. The record is from RefSeq and is a predicted model, not a curated record. Lineage: Eukaryota; Metazoa; Arthropoda; Insecta; Diptera; Culicidae. Gene Ontology annotation, cellular component: cytoplasm; nucleus. The coding region runs from base 1 to 1296 and encodes 431 amino acids. The transcript has 3 exons. Gene Ontology annotation, molecular function: inositol-1,4,5-trisphosphate 3-kinase activity; inositol tetrakisphosphate kinase activity. Gene Ontology annotation, biological process: inositol phosphate biosynthetic process.